Molecule: messenger RNA, 1236 nt
Organism: Cladophialophora immunda
Lineage: Eukaryota; Fungi; Ascomycota; Eurotiomycetes; Chaetothyriales; Herpotrichiellaceae
Exons: 1
Coding region: 582-923 (113 amino acids)
Source: RefSeq, a predicted model, not a curated record
GAGACUUCGAGGCUAAUCCGUCGACACGUUGAGAUCUACGUGUUCUUUCCAUGGACUUUGGUUCGGGAAGAGCGGGCUCACCUCUCGGUUGCUGACAACUCCGAGUAUGAGGCCACCGGGUGGCCUGAACCAUUUGAAAUUCCUCAAUUGGAAGACACAUGUCCACAAUCGGAUGCCUACAAGCUAAACGUCAAGCUUGGCCCUCCUUGGCCACCUUGGUGCCCUCGAACCAUCUCAUAAGCCUUCGAGUCUGUCGAGGCCAGAGUGUUGGAAGGCUUCAGCGAGCCUUCGAGGCAUGAUAUAUCACCUCCCGCGAGACAUUCCAUACAGACUGAAUGAACCACAAGAUGAUAACAACAACCUUCAAUGAAUGUCUGGCUUACAUCGAUCCUGGAAGGGGUGUCCGAUUCUUGGCAGGACUGGGCCGUCAAUUGCUGAAGACUCAAGCAUCCUCCAACGAUAAUGCUGUAUAAACAAAGACCCGAUUCUGAAAAAGGGGGCUGCACGCUGGAAAGGCAUGCACGACGAAUAUUGUCCAUUUGGUCGAAGGGGCUUUCUCUGCCACGCCACCAUGUCUGAUCAUGUUCUCUCGCAGUGCAACACCCCACAAAGUGGAUCAGAUGCGCAGCUGCGCAGCUGCGCAGAACCCUCUGCUUACAAAAGCCCAACAUGCGGUGCCUUCGCCAAGACCACGCCCUCAAAGUGAGUGGUGGAUCGUGGAUGAGGAUAGGAGUCGAGCCAUGGAUUCGGUUGUGGUUGACUGCAGAUCAGCAUUCCUGCCGAGUACCUUCAAAGCGGCUGUACAAGUCACAAACCUUGUUCUCAUAUUGUCAUGGCGAAGAACUCGCCAGAGAUUGUACGCCUCGUUGAGAAUAUCACAUUACUUCGGAACCAUAAUACGAGAUCAUAGCAGCAAGAUGUGAACAGACCUACUCCAACGCGACACAUCAAUACUACCGCAAUCUCACCAUUCUCGGUAUCUUGAUCAGAGGAUUACUGUCUCGAGGACGGUCUCUUCGGCUCCAUCCAUGUCUCCCCGCAAGCUGACGUGCUCAUCGAGAGCAUGAGAACAGGAGGGCAAGACCAAUGAAGAGGAUUGCCGAAGCUUCGCCUCAGGGUAUCAAUGGCCAAACACUGAAGGAGGGUCACCAGCUUGCAGGCGAGGCUGACCGUGAUGAUGGCUACCCUUGGGAACGCCCAGCUACGGGUGUGGUAUACCGAAGAUUAAUGUCAUGG